Messenger RNA from Pongo pygmaeus (Bornean orangutan), 2280 nucleotides. RefSeq names its product NADPH oxidase 3 (gene NOX3). The record is from RefSeq and is a predicted model, not a curated record. Bases 1 to 1707 code for a protein of 568 amino acids. Gene Ontology annotation, biological process: defense response; superoxide anion generation. Gene Ontology annotation, cellular component: plasma membrane; NADPH oxidase complex. NCBI's taxonomy places the organism in Eukaryota, Metazoa, Chordata, Mammalia, Primates, Hominidae. Gene Ontology annotation, molecular function: superoxide-generating NAD(P)H oxidase activity. The transcript is spliced from 13 exons.
AUGAUGGGGUGCUGGAUUUUGAAUGAGGGUCUCUCCACCAUAUUAGUACUCUUAUGGCUGGGAAUAAAUUUUUAUCUGUUUAUUGACACGUUCUACUGGUAUGAAGAGGAGGAGUCUUUCCAUUACACACGAGUUAUUUUGGGUUCAACACUGGCUUGGGCACGAGCAUCUGCACUGUGCCUGAAUUUUAACUGCAUGCUAAUUCUAAUACCUAUCAGUCGAAACCUUAUUUCAUUCAUAAGAGGAACAAGUAUUUGCUGCAGGGGACCGUGGAGGAGGCAAUUAGACAAAAACCUCAAAUUUCACAAACUGGUCGCCUAUGGGAUAGCUGUUAAUGCAACCAUCCACAUCGUGGCGCAUUUCUUCAACCUGGAACGCUACCACUGGAGCCAGUCCGAGGAGGCCCAGGGACUUCUGGCUGCACUUUCCAAGCUGGGCAACACUCCUAAUGAGAGCUACCUCAACCCUGUCCGGACCUUCCCCAAAAACACAACCACUGAAUUGCUAAGGACAAUAGCGGGCAUCACCGGCCUGGUGAUCUCUUUGGCUUUAGUCUUGAUCAUGACCUCGUCAACCGAGUUCAUCAGACAGGCCUCCUAUGAGUUGUUCUGGUACACACACCAUGUUUUCAUCAUCUUCUUUCUCAGCCUGGCCAUCCAUGGGACGGGUCGGAUUGUUCGAGGCCAAACCCAAGACAGUCUCUCUCUGCACAACAUCACCUUCUGUAGAGACCGCUAUGCAGAAUGGCAGACAGUGGCCCAAUGCCCCGUGCCUCAAUUUUCUGGCAAGGAACCCUCGGCUUGGAAAUGGAUUUUAGGCCCUGUGGUCUUGUACGCAUGUGAAAGAAUAAUUAGGUUCUGGCGAUUUCAACAAGAAGUUGUCAUUACCAAGGUGGUAAGCCACCCCUCUGGAGUCCUGGAACUUCACAUGAAAAAGCGUGGCUUUAAAAUGGCACCAGGGCAGUACAUCUUGGUGCAGUGCCCAGCCAUAUCUUCGCUGGAGUGGCACCCCUUCACCAUUACCUCUGCCCCCCAGGAAGACUUCUUCAGCGUGCACAUCCGGGCAGCAGGAGACUGGACCGCAGCACUACUGGAGGCCUUUGGGGCAGAGGGACAGGUCCUCCAGGAGCCCUGGAGCCUGCCAAGGCUGGCAGUGGACGGGCCCUUUGGAACUGCCCUGACGGAUGUAUUUCACUACCCAGUGUGUGUGUGCGUUGCCGCGGGGAUCGGAGUCACUCCCUUCGCUGCUCUUCUGAAAUCUAUAUGGUACAAAUGCAGUGAGGCACAGACCCCGCUGAAGCUGAGCAAGGUGUAUUUCUACUGGAUUUGCCGGGAUGCAAGAGCUUUUGAGUGGUUUGCUGAUCUCUUACUCUCACUGGAAACACGGAUGAGUGAGCAGGGGAAAACACACUUUCUGAGUUAUCAUAUAUUUCUUACUGGCUGGGAUGAAAAUCAGGCUGUUCACAUAGCUUUACAUUGGGAUGAAAAUACUGACGUGAUUACAGGCUUAAAGCAGAAGACCUUCUAUGGGAGGCCCAACUGGAACAACGAGUUCAAGCAGAUCGCCUACAAUCACCCCAGCAGCAGCAUUGGUGUGUUCUUCUGUGGACCUAAAGCUCUCUCGAGGACACUUCAAAAGAUGUGCCGCUUGUAUUCAUCAGCUGACCCCAGAGGUGUUCAUUUCUAUUACAACAAGGAGAGCUUCUAGACUUUGGAGGUCAAGUCCAGGCAUUGUGUAAGUGGCUGCAAUCAUACAGGUCAGGGAUUGGGAAACUCUUCCCAUAAGGGGCCAAACAGUAAUCAUUUUAGGCUCUGUGCACUGUACGGUCCCACUCUCAACUACUGAACUCUGCCAUUGUAAAGUGCCAACAUUGCCACAAAUAGUAACGUCAAUGAAUGGGCAUAGUUGUGUUCCAAUAAUAUUUUACUGAUGGACACUGAAGUCACAUUUCAUAUAAUUUUCUUAUAACAUGAAAUUUUUAAAAAUUGUAAAAGUCACUUUUCGCACAUCGACCAUCCACACACUCAGGGGGCGGGCUGGAUUUGGCCUGUGGGCUGGAGCUUGCUGACCCCUGGCAUAGGCUGUCUUUCCCAAACUUGUUUCCAUGCCCUACAUUACAUCCAACAUGGAGACUCAUGCUGUUUCUUGGCUUGAAGUCUCCUUUGGAAAUCAUUUCAAAUUUUCAUUUCCCUUAUGGCAGAGACACCCACCUUAUAUCCAAACCUGAUCUUUUCUGCUUUAAACUUAAGCUCCUUUUGUGCUUUUGUUCAUCCUCUGUAG